Messenger RNA from Zea mays, 633 nucleotides. Its product is annotated as TATA-box-binding protein 1-like. The record is from RefSeq and is a predicted model, not a curated record. NCBI's taxonomy places the organism in Eukaryota, Viridiplantae, Streptophyta, Magnoliopsida, Poales, Poaceae. The coding region runs from base 1 to 576 and encodes 191 amino acids. The transcript has 6 exons. Gene Ontology annotation, biological process: DNA-templated transcription initiation. Gene Ontology annotation, molecular function: DNA binding.
AUGAACGACGCGCAUGAGUCCGGGGUCCCGUCCGGCAUCGUCCCCAUCCUCCAGAACAUUGUAUCAACAGUCAACUUGGAGUGCAAGGUCGAUCUGCAACAUGUCGCCAACAGUGCUCGUAACGCAGAGUACAACCCAAGGCGUUUUGCUGCGGCUAUCAUGAGGAUAAGGGAGCCCAAGACAACGACACUGAUAUUUGCUUCAGGGAAGAUGGUCUGCACCGGAGCAAAGAGCGAAGCCGAUUCAAGGCUCGCUGCGCGUAAGUUUGCGCGUAUCGUCCAGAAGCUCGGUUCCCCAGCUCGGUUCAAAGAUUUCAAGGUCCAAAAUAUAGUUGGGUCAUGUGACCUCAAGUUUCCUAUUCGUCUGGAGGGCCUCGCUUUGGCCAGUGGUUUGUCUGCCACUUAUGAACCAGAGAUCUUCCCUGGGCUGGUCUACCGUAUGGUGGACCCUAAGGUCGUGAUCCUCGUCUUCGUCUCCGGGAAGAUUGUCCUCACAGGAGCAAAGGUGCGGGAAGAGAUAUGCGCGGCCUUCGAGAAGAUACACCCGAUGCUUGUGCAGUUCAGGAAACGGUCGUAGCCAGGGACGGUUAGCGGUGGGGCGAGUCCCCUAUCGCUCCCGAGGACAUAGUUUCAU